AUGCUGACUCUGCAGAGCCCCGGUGCUGUGAGCGGCUCGGCUGCGGACGCGCAGAGCGGGUCACGUGACGCGCUGGACGUGCGCUACUCGCUGGCGGCGCUCGCUGACGACUACACCAAGCGCAAGCACGUCGUCAGGGUCACCACCGCCGCCGGUGCCGAGCUGCUGCUACAGGCGGACGGCGCGACAGACGCUCAGCGCUGGUUAGCGGCGCUGCGAAGACAUUCAGCGGAGCCUCCGCCCGCGGACCCCGCGCCGCAACCCGCGCCGCCCACGCAACCGGCGCCUGCGCAGCCCGACUGCACUGCUUCGCCGCUGCCGCCGCAGCGCAGCAAGAAGAUCGGGAGAAAUAGAUCGCCUACAGGUCCACCAACGCCAACGCUUCCUUCGUCGCCCAAGAACAAGACGUGGAAAGGGCGCAUGGCGAAACAGCUGCGGCGCAUGCAUGGAGGCACCAGCACGGCCCCGGCACCUUCCGGCUGGCUGGGGGCGCCUCUGGAGCGCUGUCCCUCUGAUCCGGAGCACCCGCUCGUGCCUAAGGCGGUCACGCUGCCGGCACAGGCUGUCGAGGCGUACGGUCUCCGCACAGUAGGCGUGUACCGCGUGCCAGGCAACGCAGCGGGCGUGGCGGCGCUAGCGGCGGCCUUAGACCGCGGCGAGCCCCCGCCGGCGGGAGACGCACGCUGGGCCGACGUGCACGUGGCCUCGUCACUACUGAAGGCCUACCUGCGUCGGCUACCCGACCCCCUGCUCACUGCUGAGCUCUACCCAGCUUUUAUUGUCAUAUGUGACGCGGCGGUAGCGCUAGAUCGUAGCGUCGACGCUCCCUGGGCCGACGUGCACGUGGCCUCGUCGUUACUGAAGGCCUACCUGCGUCGGUUAUCCGACCCUCUGCUCACUGCUGAGCUCUACCCAGCUUUUAUUGGCGAGUGUCUAUGA
Molecule: messenger RNA, 939 nt
Organism: Ostrinia furnacalis (Asian corn borer)
Lineage: Eukaryota; Metazoa; Arthropoda; Insecta; Lepidoptera; Crambidae
Product: rho GTPase-activating protein 23-like
Exons: 7
Coding region: 1-939 (312 amino acids)
Biological process (GO): signal transduction; regulation of GTPase activity
Cellular component (GO): cytoplasm
Source: RefSeq, a predicted model, not a curated record